Hemibagrus wyckioides is the source of this 1843-nucleotide messenger RNA. RefSeq names its product potassium channel, subfamily V, member 2a (gene kcnv2a). Gene Ontology annotation, cellular component: voltage-gated potassium channel complex; membrane. Gene Ontology annotation, biological process: potassium ion transmembrane transport; protein homooligomerization. The transcript is spliced from 2 exons. The record is from RefSeq and is a predicted model, not a curated record. Gene Ontology annotation, molecular function: voltage-gated potassium channel activity. Bases 98 to 1672 code for a protein of 524 amino acids. Lineage: Eukaryota; Metazoa; Chordata; Actinopteri; Siluriformes; Bagridae.
UCUGCUGGUGUAUGUAAGGACUCCCAUUCUCGGGGUGGUAUUAAAGACAUGCACUGAUCUUGCAUGCUCAAUACUCAGUGAGACUGGUUAAGAGGAAAUGACAACCAUGUUCAAGCUUAAGGGAAGGAGGCGAAGCCUUUUCCCAAAUUACAAGCUUGGGGCCACAGCGCUUUCUCAGAGCGAUCCAGUGGCGGAGGAUGAGCUGCCAUUUGCCCAGCAAAACUGGCUGAAGCCAUGGAAUUCAAUGCAGGAACUCAGCCGAGAUAUCUAUAACCUCGAGGAAGAGUAUGACGAUGAAGAUGACAAGGUUUUACCAGCCCCUCAAAAGAUAUCGUCUCCAGCUAAAAACUACAUGCUGAACAUCAAUGUAGGUGGUAAGGUUUACCAGAUAGCUUACAGGGUGGCUGCCAAGUAUCCCAAAACCAGAAUUGGUCGUCUUGCCACCUACACAGACCACAACAGAAAGCUUGACCUCUGCGAUGACUACAUUGUCCAGAAUAACGAAUUUUUCUUUGACCGAGAUCCUGAUGUCUUUCACAUCAUCUUCAAUUUCUACCGGACUGGGGUUCUCUGGAUUAAAGAUGAGUUGUGUCCUCGCAACUUCUUAGAGGAAAUCAACUACUGGGGCGUCCGAAUCAAGAACACUCACCGCUGUUGCCGCAUCUCGUUUGAAGAACGACAAGACGAGUUGAACGAGCAGCUGAAAGUGCAGCGUGAGCUCCAAGCUGAAAUCGAGGUGGAGGAAAACGAAGAGCUGUUCAGAGGAAUGGCUUUCGGGCAUACACGUCGCAAAAUAUGGAACCUGAUGGAGAAACCUUUCUCUUCAGUCACAGCCAAACUUAUGGCUGUAGCUUCCAGUUUGUUUGUGUUGGUGUCUCUGGUGGCUAUGACCCUUAACACAGUGGAGGAGAUGCAGUACACGAUGCCAAGUGGCCAGCUUAGUGGGAAAACCUAUGCUGAGUAUGUGGAAACCUUCUGCAUUGCAUUCUUUACAAUGGAGUACCUUCUCCGGCUUGUGUCUACGCCAGAUCUCAGACGUUUUGGGAGGAGUAUGCUGAAUGCUGUGGACCUGAUCGCCAUCCUCCCACUGUACCUCCAGAUGAUCCUGGAGUGCUUUGAAGACGAGGACAUUGAGAAGCAUGGCAGCGACAUCGAGACGGUUGGACGGGUUGGGAAAUUGGGACAGGUGCUGCGUAUCAUGCGUCUCAUGAGGAUCUUCCGCAUUCUGAAAUUGGCCCGACAUUCCACUGGACUGCGAGCCUUCGGCUUCACUCUCCGCCAAUGCUAUCAGCAAGUCGGCUGCCUUUUCCUUUUCAUCGCAAUGGGAAUUUUCACCUUCUCUGCCAUGGUGUACACUGUAGAGCAUGAUGUCCACCAGACUAACUUUACUAGCAUACCUCACGCAUGGUGGUGGGCAGCUGUGAGUAUUUCCACAGUGGGCUACGGUGACAUGUUUCCAGAGACGGCCCUGGGUAGAAUUUUUGCAUUUGCCUGCAUCUCGUUCGGCAUCAUUCUGAACGGCAUGCCCAUCUCCAUCUUAUACAACAAGUUCUCAGACUAUUACUCCAAGCUGAAAUCCCACGAGUAUACCUCCAGUGUGAAGGCACGUGGCAAGGUCAGGUUUGCCAAAAGAGCUGUUAAGAAGUUUGUAGAGUGCUGUGAGGAAGGCUGACAUCAAGAGGUCCUGACUAGAGCUGUUCUACAAUGAAUCAUUCAAAAAUUGUGAAUUUUUUACUACACCAGCAAGAAGCGUGGUUCUUCAGCUGUGGACAUGGUAAAAUAAAAUCCCACCACCAAUGGAAAUCUCAUUUUUGUACUGUGAGGCACGAUUGUUACUGCAAUC